Brettanomyces bruxellensis is the source of this 1146-nucleotide messenger RNA. RefSeq lists its product as uncharacterized. The transcript has a single exon. The coding region runs from base 1 to 1146 and encodes 381 amino acids. Gene Ontology annotation, cellular component: nucleus. NCBI's taxonomy places the organism in Eukaryota, Fungi, Ascomycota, Pichiomycetes, Pichiales, Pichiaceae. Gene Ontology annotation, biological process: base-excision repair. The record is from RefSeq and is a predicted model, not a curated record. Gene Ontology annotation, molecular function: DNA-(apurinic or apyrimidinic site) endonuclease activity; phosphoric diester hydrolase activity; double-stranded DNA 3'-5' DNA exonuclease activity.
AUGUCACACGAAGAUGUUAAAGACAAAAUUCCAGCUAAGCCAUCUGAUCAAUGCCUUCGUUUAGUGUCAUUCAAUGUGAAUGGUGUUAAAACGUUAAAGAAUUAUUAUCCAUGGAACGAACGACCCGGAUAUGACGAAGCACUCACUUUUAUGAAAGCGGAUAUAAUUACGUUUCAGGAACUUAAACUUCAAAGAAAUGACAUUGAUACUAGCAUUGCUAACCCUAUCGACUACUUGAGCUUUAUCACGAUCCCGCAAAAAAGGAAGGGAUACAGUGGGGUGGGAAUAUUCGUAAGAAAGCCGACAAGUGAUUGCUCUGAUAUAAUGAGAAAGGCACUCACAGUGGAAAAGGUCGAAGAAGGGAUUACUGGAUAUUUACAUCUGAAGAAAGCUCAGAAAUCAUACCGAGACUGUAUUGAUGAUGAAAGAUAUGAGGAUCUUUGUAUUGGAGGCUAUCCAGAUCUUGAUAAUUCUGUUGAAGGGAGACAUAUUGAUAGUGAGGGCCGAUGCAUUUUGAUUGAAGUUGGUAUAGGCUUGGUAAUUAUAGCAGUAUACUGUCCCGCAAACUCAGGUUCUACAGAAGAAGGUGAGGAAUUUAGAUUGUCAUUUCUUCAGUGCCUUUUUGAGAGAGCACGAAACUUACUUGCUCUGGGAAAGCAAGUCGUGAUUUUAGGUGAUAUAAAUGUAUCGCCUGAUUUGAUCGACAGUGACGAAUCCAUUAGUGAUGGCUUAACUGCCGGCAAGAUAAAGAAACCAUAUGAUCCUGCAAAUUUUGAGAAAGAAAAUAAAGACCAGGUGACAGCAUUUAAAACAUCAACGAAAGCAAGAAAACUUCUUAACGCCUAUUUAUAUGAUACAUCUGGAAUGGAUGCAAGGCAUGACGGAAAAGUGCUACAUGAUGUUACUAGAGAAAUACAAGGCAGGAAACUAAAGAUGUACUCUGUGUGGAAUACCCAGAAGAAUAAUAGACCAAUGAAUAUUGGUUCCAGGAUCGAUUUAUUUUUGGCGACAACGGAUAUUGCCAGAAGUGCUCUUGAAUCCGAUAUUUGGCCAUUCUUGUAUGGAAGUGAUCACUGUCCAAUAUUUUGCGACUUCGAUUUGUCAAAUCAACACUUAUCGUCUUCCAUCGAACGGUCGCACUUAUAA